Molecule: messenger RNA, 525 nt
Organism: Microthlaspi erraticum
Lineage: Eukaryota; Viridiplantae; Streptophyta; Magnoliopsida; Brassicales; Brassicaceae
Source: the annotation of a GenBank genome assembly
AUGGAUCAUUCAAGUUUUCAUAGCCAAAACCCUAAUCCAUCUUCCACCACCUCCUCAUCUUCUUCCUCUUUCCACGGCCACAAGGGAAAAACCGGAAACACAAAACGUUCAAGGUCAACAUCCACGUUAUCGACGGACCCACAGAGCGUGGCGGCGCGUGAGAGACGGCAUCGGAUCAGCGACCGUUUCAAGAUUCUACAGAGCAUGGUCCCUGGUGGUGCUAAGAUGGACACUGUUUCCAUGCUCGACGAAGCCAUUAGCUACGUCAAGUUCUUGAAAGCUCAGAUCUGGUUUCACCACAAUAUGCUUAUGUUCUUGAACGACCACGAAACUACGUCGUCUUGUAUUUAUUCUCCUGCCGGCGUCGGAGAAUGUGAACCAAGACUCUUAGGUUGUGAUGACGAUUAUGCUCCUGUUACGGAGACGUAUUCACAAGAGAUGCCACCACUUACGGCUACGGACUCGGAGUAUCCGUUGUGGUUUGGUUCGUUUGACGAAACCAUGCAUCGACGUAGCUUAUCUUAG